AUGAACACAAACUUGCCGCUGCCUGUCAGCAGCGACAAAGUCGACAGACUCUGCGAGAGUCUGCGAAACAAACUAGAAAAUGCAGAUCCAUACACGCGGGUUACAAACCGCGAUAUUGAAAUGUAUGAGCGGAACUUUGCGGAGCGUGUGCCCAGGAACAUGGACGGCCGCGUCGACUAUCUUGACGACGGGCAGGCAACCCUGGGGUGUCGGCGAGAGGUGAUGAAGGAGAUUCACCAAAUUAUCCAACGCGACAAGGAUCUUCAAAAGAUGGUGUGUAACGAUCUUUUUAAGAAGACACUCGCAUCUGCGAGAUGCUGGGCGGUAUUAUUGACCAUGGAAUGGACAAACCUUGUCGAAUUCCGCGAUAGUUUGUGCGCUGGUGAUGCAAAACAGAAGCAGAGAAGUCUCCAUGGUUUCCUGAUGGCUUGCUGCAACGUGGGCGGACUGAUAUGGUGGAUGAGCGAGACACCUACAUCAACAAAGGAGCAGAUUUGGUUGCGCAGUGGAGCACAAAGGGAAGCGGCCCCAAGACGAGACGGUUUCCGGUGCGUUCUGACGCACUCGGCGAUCAUAGAGGAGUGUCAUAUGUGCCCGUUCUGGUCACUUUCGCGGCGGACGGAGAUACAGCGUACCGUCAUUGCGCCUCUCAUGGACAUUUUGGGCCUUGAAUUUUCUAACAGAAUCUUGGGCAUACUGGAACAAACGACCCCAGCAGGCGAAAGGACUGCGCCUGGUGAUUUCGACCUCCUUGACUCACCGGCAAACAUGAUUACUCUGAGUAAUCAGCUUCACAAGUUGUGGGACGAUGGGGUGUUUGGCCUCGAGCCUAUUCGCCGCCUACAACAAUACAAGACCGUUGAGAAGCCAGAUUCUCAGGAGAAACCUGGAAGUGGGCCGUCUGCUGUGAAAAGAGGUGCGGAAGCAUCCGAACACCAGCCGCCGCACAAGAAAGCGGCAGGCAAACAGACUAAGUCUGUCGACCAAGAGAAGCUCAUGUACGGAAUCGAGCUUCGAUUCCAUUGGCUCAGGAAGACCACGUUGGGAGGGCUUGAUGACAGCCCUCCUACGGUUGAUGCAGAUCCACGAGAGCUUUGGAAAGAAUGGGACGCGGACAACGUCCGCGACAACGCACAUGCGACGCCACUGGAUAACGGGCAUACGGUUACCAUCUGGUCGGAUGACCGCAGAAAAAUCCCCAACUGGGACCUCGUAUCUAUUCAGUGGCUUGCCUUCAGACUGCAUCGAUUGUCUGGAGCCGCCAACGUCGACCUUUACGCUCCUCAGAAGGACCAAGACGAUGACGAGGCCCUGGCUGCCCGAGUCCUCCAGGCAAAGCGCGAUGCAACAGAGAUGGUUGCAGAGAGGUUGGGAUUGAAUGCCGAUGAGCUUUGGGCCGAUCCCCGGGGCCCCUACUACGUGCCACCUGAGAAUCAGGGAUUGGACGACGACUAG
Messenger RNA from Colletotrichum graminicola M1.001, 1455 nucleotides. RefSeq lists its product as uncharacterized. The record is from RefSeq and is a predicted model, not a curated record. Lineage: Eukaryota; Fungi; Ascomycota; Sordariomycetes; Glomerellales; Glomerellaceae. The transcript is spliced from 3 exons. Bases 1 to 1455 code for a protein of 484 amino acids.